Aspergillus fischeri NRRL 181 is the source of this 1644-nucleotide messenger RNA. RefSeq names its product glycosylphosphatidylinositol-alpha 1,2 mannosyltransferase smp3 (gene smp3). Lineage: Eukaryota; Fungi; Ascomycota; Eurotiomycetes; Eurotiales; Aspergillaceae. Gene Ontology annotation, molecular function: alpha-1,2-mannosyltransferase activity. The transcript has 4 exons. The coding region runs from base 1 to 1644 and encodes 547 amino acids. Gene Ontology annotation, biological process: GPI anchor biosynthetic process. The record is from RefSeq and is a predicted model, not a curated record. Gene Ontology annotation, cellular component: endoplasmic reticulum membrane.
AUGUGGAGACGGACAUACUUGCUGCUAUUACUCGUUCGAGUCUACUUUGCGCUCUCGCCAAGUUAUCUCCAUCCAGAUGAGAACUUCCAAGGCCCCGAGGUCUUCGCGGGUCGCACACUCUUGUACCCGUCCAAAUUACCGUGGGAGUUCACCUCUGAGAAUCCUAUUCGCAGCGUCUUUCCGCUAUGGCCGGUUUACAGCUUGCCGAUGGGCCUUCUGAAAUGGUUUUAUGGGGAGUUGGAGAUAGGGAAUCCAUCUCCGGAGGUGGCUUACUAUUUUUUGAGAGCGGUCAUGUUCCUUUUAAGUUUCGUUUUGGAGGACUGGGCCAUCUACGAGCUGGUCCCGCUUCCGCGACAUCGCCGGGCCGCUGUGGUGCUGGUUGCAUCCUCGUAUGUCACCUGGACAUAUCAGACGCACACCUUCUCCAACUCGCUUGAGACUUUAUUGGUCACCUGGGGUCUGGUGCUGAUUCGUCGCAUCGUUGGACAAAAGCGACGCUCAUCCGUCUUCUCUUGUGUCGUACUCGCAUUGAUCGCUGUCGCUGGUGUUUUCAAUCGGAUCACCUUUCCGGCCUUUCUUUUGAUUCCAGGGCUUCAAUUAUUGCCACAUUUCUGGCGCAGACCAACCUCAUUGUUUGUCUUCGUCCUCUGUGGCCUAUUCUUCUCUUGCAUUGCUAUAAUCAUCGAUACUAGGUUUUAUCGCCCGUCUGCAUCAGUACUCGAUGCCCUCCGCUCGCCUAUAAUCACACCUCUCAAUAAUUUACUUUACAAUACGAAAACUUCGAACCUGGCUCUUCAUGGACUCCAUCCAAACUACCAACAUUUUCUAGUCAACUUGCCGCAGCUUCUUGGACCCGCAUUUGUGGCAAUGAUCCUCUCCUUAUGGAACCGUCCAGCAAUUCCUUCUUGGCUGAAGACAACGCAGGCCGUUUCCGCUCUAUCAGGGGUCGCAAUGCUCUCGAUCUUCCCGCAUCAAGAGCCCCGUUUCCUCAUUCCUUGUGUGCCACUCCUGCUUAGCUGCUUUCGCCUGCGCAAAUCACGUCUCUUCCUUGUAGCUUGGGUCAUUUUUAAUGCUGCUUUGGGCUUCUUAAUGGGCGUCUACCACCAGGGUGGCGUGGUACCCGUGCAGCUGGCCAUCCCCACCAUAAUUUCAGCAGAGACUGUGAAGUCGAAUAACUCGUUGGAGAAUCAACCCAGAGUAUCCGCGACAGUAUUAUGGUGGAAAACAUACUCCCCCCCAUCGUGGCUAUUGGGAAACAAUACCAGCUUCCCGCUAGAUAUUGAUACCCGCGAUAUGAUGGGCAUUCCUGGAGCAGAGAUGGCCCAGGAGCUCGAAAAGUUGGUGCCGCCAUGUGGCUCUCAUAGCGGGACUCACAUGGAUGAUGCCAGCGCCGGGUCUGGGAAAGCUGAUCGAACGAACUUCGUGCUCGUGGUCGCCCCAAGAUCUGCUACAUACCUCGACCGAUACACAACAGCGCCCGCAGGCUCGUCCGGUCUGGAAUUACAGGAGCUCUAUUCCUACCCGAAACACAUCAACCUGGAUGAUCUCGAUGUCGGUACCGACGGGCUGCUCGCGACGUUAAAACGCGUCUUUGGCAGACGUGGACUGAAUGUCUGGUUAGCACGAAGGGCGGGCUGCGAUUGA